Xiphophorus maculatus (southern platyfish) is the source of this 3260-nucleotide messenger RNA. RefSeq names its product transmembrane protein 200C-like (gene tmem200ca). The record is from RefSeq and is a predicted model, not a curated record. NCBI's taxonomy places the organism in Eukaryota, Metazoa, Chordata, Actinopteri, Cyprinodontiformes, Poeciliidae. The transcript is spliced from 4 exons. The coding region runs from base 774 to 2075 and encodes 433 amino acids.
CCCCCUGCUGGUCACACUACACACUGCCGCUCCAGUCGGUGAGGAUUCACAUGGAGACUCUGAGUGUGAAAGAUGAUGCUGCAGCCAUGAGAGCGGAGGAGGAAGAGGAGGAGGAGCAGAGCUGAGGUUAUUUUCAACGAGUCAGGAGAGGAGAGGAGAGAUAUUCAGCUGAGGAUCAGUGGGAGGAUCCAGCCUGUCCCUCUGCUGGAGGAGCAGAGGAGGAGGUGUGAGUCUCUGCAGCAGUAGCAGGAGGAGCAGACGGAGGAGGUGGAGGAGGUGGAGGCAUUCCAGAGACGCAGCAGCAGGAGCAGAGCCAUGCAGCAGCCGCAGCUCCAGCAGUAGGAACCAACGCUCCGUCUGUCUGCCAUUGAUCCUUAUCGGCUCUGCAGCGAUUGAUUAUCUGGGCUCACCAGAAACCAAUCAGCUGGUUCCGAUCCGUUCUGUGUGUAUGUGUGUGUGUGUGUGUCCUGAUCAGUGAGAACUAGCUGGUACCGAUCAUCACAGACAGAAUGGAUCUCAACUUGUGAUGGUUCUGAUCCAUCACUGAUCUCCAGCAGUACCAGAUAGUUCUGAUCAGUUCUGAUUGGUUCGAUUUCCUCACAGAUAAUGAGCCUGCUGAUACAAUAAAUGCAUGCUGGGAGAUGUAGUUCCCAUCUAUUCAGUGAGGGUUCUCUGGGUACCUGGUACUGGCUCUCAGAUGUGUCUCUGUUCCAGGUGAGGUGGCAGUGGGCGGGGCCUGACCCGCUCAGCCACCGUCUGAUUGGUGGCCUGUGAUGAUUGCGACAGGCGGUCUGCUGAGGAUCAACGCGCGGCGACAGGACUCUCUGAGGUCCAAACCACACAGAUCCCACCCGCACAAGAAGAAGAGCAAGAACAAAAGACGCAGCGAGGUGGUGGUGGUCAAGGGGAAGCUGAAGCUGUGCUCCAUCUCGGGACUGGUGGCCGUUCUGGGGAUCCUGGUUCUGAUGGUCGGGGUUCUGAUGGCGGCUCUGGGCUACUGGCCUCGGGACGGACUGUUCUUCAGCUCCCAGCCACGGGAGGGCGCCACUAUGGCCUUGAUGUCCUUCAGUAGUCCAGCACCAGCACUUGUUGAAGACCAGGAACCCGGGUGGGCGGAGUCAGACGGAGGAGACGGAACCAAUGGCAGAGGAAAUGGCUUCAACCAAUCAGAGGCCGUCAACGGGACCUCUCAAGAUGUUCCAAAAGGAUUUCUGGAAGACUUCCUGGACAGGUAUCUGUACUCUGAUAGGCUGAAGGUCUUCGGCCCGCUCAUCAUGGGGAUUGGCAUCUUCCUCUUCAUCUGUGCCAACGCCGUCCUGCAUGAGAACCGGGACAAGAAGACGAAGGUCAUCAACCUGCGGGACAUCUACUCCACCGUCAUCGACCUCCACAGCGUCCGGAAGCCCCACCCUUCUUCCUCUGGCUCCGCCCACCAGCCGUUAACCAAUCCGCUCAAUGGACUCAUCAACUAUGUCCAGGCCAAGAGUCUGGACUCAAAGUCCCAGAUGUGUCCCGCCGCCCUGUUGUCAAGGCAACCAGCCAGUAGCAGGAGCUGCAGUGACGGAGGAGGAGGAGGAGUCUUCAGUGUCUGCCAGGAGCAUCCGCCUGCACCUCCUCCCUCCUCCUCCAACAGACACUCCCUGCCCCUGACCUCUGACCCCUGCUGGACCUCCCACCACAAAGACACGCGGAGCUCUUUCACGUUGCCCCGGCCCCGCCAGCGCUCCCCCGGCGCCCGCAGGAGACACUCCUUCUGGGCCAGGAGCAGCGGCCAGGAGGAGCAGAAGGAGGAGGAGAUGCAGCCGCCGCCUCUGUGUGCCUCCACUCCUCCGCCUCACCAAUUCUCCGAGGCUCUGCUCCUCCUCUCCUCUUCCUCGCUCUCCUCCCUGUCCCACCUCCUCUCCUCCUCCUCCACUCCAGCCCCACCCUGCAGGAGGCGGAGCCUUCCGACCGCCGCCUUUAACGCGGCCUACUGCAAGCUGACGCAAGGAGAGGACGAGUCCUUCGAGUGGUCUUCAUCACACAAGGUGACCCCAGAGGAGGCGGCUCGGCCCUCACAACCAGAGACACCCUGAGGUCCUGCCGGCCCCCUGGGGGGAGAAAGAGGAGGAGGAGCCUGACUGAUGAAGCCGGUGAUGACAGCAGCAGCAAUAAAGAGUCUCUGAUCGGAGAGAUGAGCCAACUUCCUGUUCAUCAGUUAUCUGGUGGGACCCAGUCUCACCCAGCCAACAGAACUGGACCCACUUGACCCAAACGGAUCCAUUCAGGAGACCACAGAUUGUCUUCAUGUCCCUCUUUACACUAACUAAACCAGAUUAACCCAAACAGAUCCAACUAAUCCAAGAUGACUCCAUUAAUUACCAGCCUGUCCCGUUUCCCUUCCAGACUGACCAUAACUAACUAAUCCAGCUAAUCCCAAGUCUUCUAACUAAUCCCAUUGGAUUUGGAUGGACACCAGGCCCAGUCCAGCAGCAGGUCCUUCUUCUUCUUCUCUCUAAGUGGAAAGGGUCAGAGGUCAGAGGUUGGUCUUGCUCCACGCCUGCAGUGCAUGCUCUUUAAGCAGCUUCAGUAUUUUGCACUUUUUGAUCUUCAAUGCUUCAUUCUUCUGGGACUACUUUCUUUGGCGGAGGCGUCCGUCCCUCCUAUGUUGGACCUGGAGAAACGGACGGGUUGGACAGCAUGUCGUUGUUUUUACUGCAUGUUCUAGAAGCCGGCCACAUGAUGAAGACAUCAAACAUCUUCACCCUUUGCUGCUCUGCAGGCUCCGCCCACCUGCUGAGGAACCGCCCCCUCCACGUUAAAGAUGGCCGCCUCUGGAGGACUGAACUUGACCUGUCAGAAUCCCAAUCUGCUCUACCGGACCUUUAAACUCAAAACAAUCUAACUGUGAUUAUGAAGCAGAGAAAACGGGUCAGAGUUCAGAGUUCACAGGUAGCUUCAACAGGAAGAACUCUAAAACCAGUCCUACUGGCUGACUGGGUGAACUGGUGAUGGUCUGGAGAAACCCAUCCAGAACCUGAGCUGGUUCUCCUAUCAUGAUGUCUGAACUGAUUCCUCACACACUGAACUGGUUCUGUUGAGUCUUUACCUGUCCCGUGUCUUCUAACUUGUUGGUACCGGACGUUUCAGCCCUGGUUCUGACCUUGGUUCUGUUGCAGCUGAUUGGACCCAGAUCAGCAGAACUUCAGAGCUGCAGCGUCCUCCACUGAGCGAAGCUUCACUGAAGCACAAAGUGAAACAAAUAAAGCACAAAAUGUCCA